GUUGUAUUAAGUUUUACACUAGAGGUUUAGCAUAAUUUUAAUGCAGUGAUGGGUCGCUCGCUGUAAUUUGACUAGAGAUAAGUUGGAAAUGACGGAAACUACAAUGAGAAGACCUGAUUGGCAGUGCAAGAUUGUAUUGAUUGGGGAUGCAGGAGUCGGGAAGACGUGUAUUUUACGGAGAUAUACGGAAAACGCCUUUUCUCCCAGCUUUGUAGCCACUAUCGGAAUUGAUUUCAAAAUGAAAAUGGCAGAGAUAGGCGAACACUUGAUCAAACUCCAAAUAUGGGACACGGCUGGACAAGAAAAAUUCCGAUCAAUAACAACUGCCUAUUAUCGAGGGGCGAAGGGAAUUUGUAUCGUUUAUGACAUCACAGAUACAAAAUCAUUUGAGCGCGUAAAUAUGUGGGUGAAAAAUAUACGAAGGUGGGCUGGAGAUGAGACAGAAUGCAUGAUUUUGGGAAAUAAAUGUGACCAAGAAGAUCUUCGGCAAGUUACCAAGAGAGAUGGAGAAAAUAUUGCUCGAGAAUACAAUAUGUCAUUCAUGGAAACAAGUGCAAAAAACGACAUUAAUGUAGACGAAGCAUUUCAUCAUAUUCUUGAAAAAAUUGUUGAAAAGAACAAAGACAAUCUAAAGGCCACCCAUCAGAAAACCAGAGUACGAAGAAAUCAAAUUGAACGAACCAAGCUUAGAACCACCUGCUACUGCGAAAAAAUGUUGCUGAUUGCAGCAAAGAUUGACUUGCUUGUAAAAAUAUUCUCCUUUGAUAGUUUAAACAUGAAUUGAUUAAUCUACCCGCAGCUCUGUUCUGUCAAAACAAUAGACAGAUGUUUCAUCAUUAGUACGAAUUAGAAAAUAAUAAUUCGACGAUUACCCUUGUCUUGCCAUAGUGUGACAUCAAAGAAAAUUUAUUCAAUUCAAAAUGAGAAUUGUAGUUCAAAAGCAAGCUAUCAAACGAGUGGUACCUUUGUAAAAUUUUCAAUUUUAAAAUUUACCUUUUAUGUUCCACCGAAUCGAAUCAUUUGUUAUAUAUUUUGUAAUAAACCUUGAUCAAAGUGACACCAUACGAAUUUGAUUGUGGUUAGACUGCAAAACGCUACUAAUGAAAUUUGGUUAAUUGAAUUAUCCACAGGUCCAUCGCGACAUUUAAACAUAGAUAAGAUAGUCAGUCUGCCGUACUUGUUUUGCAAAAAAUAUCCAUUUUUCAGUAGUUUUAAGGAACCGAG
Styela clava is the source of this 1224-nucleotide messenger RNA. RefSeq names its product ras-related protein Rab-10-like. NCBI's taxonomy places the organism in Eukaryota, Metazoa, Chordata, Ascidiacea, Stolidobranchia, Styelidae. The record is from RefSeq and is a predicted model, not a curated record. Gene Ontology annotation, molecular function: GTPase activity; GTP binding.